AAAUGCGAUGGACGGCACCGAGGACAACCUCGCUAUCCGCCACCUCCGCGGCAAUCCCGACCUCGAGGUGAUGGAUGAUGUCCACGUCGAGGAGGGCGAGAGCGGCUACAUCAACCCCCUCUACGAUGCCUUCAUCGAUGUGAACGGGGACGUCGCCGACGAAGAGGCAGAUGCAGCGUCGCUGGAGCAGCAACCGAGGCAGCUGAGACGAGCGCAGACAAUGCAGACACUGCAUCAGCAGCAGCAACAAGUGUUGAUGUGUGGCCAGCAGAAGGCAUUGUAGAGGAGGAUGACGACAACUGCUGGUGGGAUGAGCUUGCAGAUGGGAGCGACGUCGAGAUGUGGCAGGCUGGUGAUGAGGAGCCUGAGGAGGACGACUAGAGCAGUGGCAGAGGCAUGAGUAUCUGGAGUAGUGUAAGGAUUUAAAGUGUAGUGGUUA
Messenger RNA from Closterium sp. NIES-67, 439 nucleotides. The record is from the annotation of a GenBank genome assembly. NCBI's taxonomy places the organism in Eukaryota, Viridiplantae, Streptophyta, Zygnematophyceae, Desmidiales, Closteriaceae.